Molecule: messenger RNA, 2198 nt
Organism: Pseudophryne corroboree (corroboree frog)
Lineage: Eukaryota; Metazoa; Chordata; Amphibia; Anura; Myobatrachidae
Gene: NKX2-2
Product: NK2 homeobox 2
Exons: 4
Coding region: 617-1330 (237 amino acids)
Biological process (GO): cell differentiation; regulation of transcription by RNA polymerase II
Cellular component (GO): nucleus
Molecular function (GO): DNA-binding transcription factor activity, RNA polymerase II-specific; RNA polymerase II cis-regulatory region sequence-specific DNA binding
Source: RefSeq, a predicted model, not a curated record
AGACAUGUGGGUCAAUUGAAGAGAAGGACAGAUGUAUUUGCACAGUGAGAGAAGUGCAGUAGAGUGUCAGCUCUUGCACCUAGAGUGCAGCAAAUCAGCUACCUUAUCUGUCUCUGCGCCUCCUCCUUACUUACCUUUGGGAAGCUGAACAACAUCACUGCCCCAGCUGUUCCCCUACUGGCUCCCUCCUUUCAUCUGCCACCAGGUUCAUGUGUGGGGACCAACCUUAUAUGGACUGAUCACUCCAGCAAUGGCUUAUUUUUUUCAGGCAGCAAGCAACAGCUCAGUGUGCUUCAGCCAGACCCUGAAGUAAGAGCACUUUGGCAUUUUUCCUGGAGUUACAAACUAUUUCAGAGGACACUCUCUGAUUAUCUCCCAUCUGCAGCAGAUCCACACAGCGCUUCAGCCCCUGCCUGUGAUCCCUUCUGUGUGUGGUGCUGCUCCUUUUCCUGUUGCUGUUGUGGCUUUUUUUUUUUUUUUUUUUUUUUGCUGCUGCUGUUCCUGUUGCUGUUUGGUUAUUUAUUUAUUUUUCCUCCUAUCCUGAUUUUUUUUCUGUUGCAAAGAGGAUUUGUCAUCUCUGGUGAUUCAAGUUUUCCUGCAACCAUUUGAGUAGAACAUGUCCUCUAUCACCAACACAAAGACUGGGUUUUCUGUCAAGGACAUUUUAGACCUGCCUGACACCAAUGAUGAAGAAGGAUCCAUUACUGAGGGGGCGGAUGAAGACGCAGAAGCGACUGAGCCCCCCAAAAAAUCUGGAGGUUUAGGGCAAAGCAGCAUAGAUACCGUGCAAGGUCUGCCUUUGAAAAACCCAUUCUAUGACAACAGUGAUAAUCCUUAUACACGAUGGCUGGCUACUACUGAGAGCAUCCAGUAUUCCUUGCACGGGUUUGCAUCCAGCAAUUCCCAACAGGACUCCUCGCCCAAAUCCCCUGAACCCUCUGCUGACGAGUCCCCAGACAACGACAAGGAAACUUCAAGCAAUGCGGACUCUGGGAAGAAAAGAAAGAGACGGGUGCUGUUCUCCAAGGCACAGACUUAUGAACUGGAAAGGAGAUUUAGGCAGCAGAGGUACCUCUCAGCCCCUGAGAGAGAGCACCUGGCCAGUCUGAUCCGGCUCACACCCACACAGGUGAAGAUCUGGUUCCAGAACCACAGGUACAAGAUGAAGAGGGCACGGGCAGAGAAAGUGAGGGCAGAACUGUCGAAGAGAAUAUUGGAUCAACUGUACCUAAGAUUUCUGACUAUAGAUGCACCUGCUGCCACCUGUAAUCGGUUUAGUCUGUUACAUAUUAACAAAAGUGUUGGGAAAAUCGAUAUAAACCUACAAUAAUGGACAAGAAAAGAAGUGAUUCUACUUGUUUCACACACAUAGGAGUAGAAAAAAAGAGAGAGAGCGAGAAGGAAAAAAAAUCUGGACGUCAUAAUUAAUUGAAUAUUUACAUUGACUGCCGGAUACAAUGUCUUUUGUAUAUCAACAUUUUUCAAUGCCUCAAUUGUGUUCUGUCCUUCAAAAUAGCACAAGACAGCAGAGCGCUGACAAAUGAACUGGGAAGUAUUAUAUUACACACACAAAUGUAAAACACAAGUAAGGAGCCGAAUUUAAAGAUUUUUUUUUUCUUUUGGUAAAUGAAUUAAAGUAAAUAAUCCCAAAAGGGGAAAUUAUGGUUUGUUAAAUAUCCACCAGAUCCCGUUGCUUUGUGGAUCGGUAACUAGCUUUGUAUAAAUUGAUUAGUAGGUAUUUCAGGUUACACAGAGGGAAGGAAAUUGGAACUUGAUUUUUUUCGGGUAAGGAGGCUAAUGCAAUAUUGGGAAAUUGGCGUUGAAAUUGGAUAUAUAGUAGUUAGGAGCUUUAAUACUCUUCAACACCCUUCAGUGUUUGUUUGAGCUGGAAGUCAAACGUUCAGUGGAUUUUAUUUCCUAAAAUGCUGGCAAGAUCAGAGAUAACCCAGUAACAACGAUAACACGAGUUAACACCUUGGCAUGUUGCUCUCUACCUAUUGACCAUUAGGCUUAGACCAAACCUUAACUGUGGAUCUUCGCGAAAGAGUUUGGUCAAUGAAAAAGCUAAUCCAAUAUUUACAAAAGUACAAUGACAUUUCUCAGUUGUAAUUAUGGGGGGCAAUUACUGAGUGAUUGCUUGAAGUGGUAAAACAAAUGCUUGUUAUUGUGGGGUGAGUGAGGAGUGGAGGGGGGGGGGG